AUUCCGAUCAUCCAAUCAUUUGCAAUUUCUGUUUUGAAAUCUCUCAUUUUCAAAUUUCAGGGGACCAGAGACUCUCCGCUCAUGAAAUCAUCAAUAACAAUUUCUCAGUUUUGAAACAACUCUUUUUCUGAUCCAUAAAUGGCGUCGAUUGAGGGAAAUUUGGCGGGAAAAAAACUUGGUGGAAUGUCGGAUAUCCUUGUCGUCGCUGCCGACCUCGGUUACUCUAGGUAUCGCCCUCCUCCCUCUCAGGAAUAUCUGCGAAAUGGUGACGACUUAACAAGAUUGUUGCGCGAACUUAAUGCGGUACAAAGAAAGGUUGCAGCUCUGAAUGUGGAACUUCAAGGUCGGAAGGAAGAUAUGAAUAUCUCUCACUUGACACAUGUGAGUGAAAUGGAGAAAAAGAUAGAAACUUUAGCAAGGAUCACUACUAUAUUGAAAGGCGUCAUCCAGAAUAAGGAUCGUAUAAUAGCCCGUCUUCAACAGCCAUUUCCACCAGAAUUCAUUCCCGUGGAAGCCGAAUAUCAGAAAGAAUUCUCUGAACUAUUAAGGAGUGCUGCCAACGAUUAUGGCAGCCUCACGGCAUCUGUUUCCGAUCUCCAUUGGACAACAAACUUUAGGGAACCACCAUCUAUAUGGGGGGAGAUGCUACGUCCAAUCCAAGUGGCGUUAAUAUCAUGUAGCAGGUACUUCGAAGCAAUGUCAGCCAUGAGAGAGACUUUUGCAACCCUUCAACAGUUGAGGGUGGGCCCUGCACACUCACCAGCAUCAAGAUAUCAUUCUCAGAGAACGUCACCAGCGGGUUCAGAACAUGCAGCGAAUGAAUGGGGCCCUGAGGAUUUGGAUCUUAGAAGCCCGGAUAUGCAGGGAGGAGAGAACCAAGAAGGGGAGUUUGAAAAUGAUACUGAUGUAGAUGAUAUGAAUGAUAGAAGAUCGUCGAGUGAGGGAACAGCUUCAUAGUUGAAACCUGUUGUUGUGCAGUGUGUUGCAUGAAAUGCAAUUUUGGCUUUAUUAGUAAUGCUUCUUAAGUGGAUGUAUGUGUUAUUGAUAUGGUAUUGAAUAAUGGAAUCAAAUAUUUGCCAUU
Messenger RNA from Helianthus annuus (common sunflower), 1081 nucleotides. Its product is annotated as AUGMIN subunit 2. Gene Ontology annotation, biological process: spindle assembly; microtubule nucleation; microtubule organizing center organization. The coding region runs from base 139 to 957 and encodes 272 amino acids. NCBI's taxonomy places the organism in Eukaryota, Viridiplantae, Streptophyta, Magnoliopsida, Asterales, Asteraceae. The record is from RefSeq and is a predicted model, not a curated record. Gene Ontology annotation, cellular component: mitotic spindle microtubule. The transcript has 6 exons.